Messenger RNA from Loxodonta africana (African savanna elephant), 529 nucleotides. It is a transcript of the gene IL17B, whose product is annotated as interleukin 17B. Gene Ontology annotation, molecular function: cytokine activity. Lineage: Eukaryota; Metazoa; Chordata; Mammalia; Proboscidea; Elephantidae. The record is from RefSeq and is a predicted model, not a curated record. The transcript is spliced from 2 exons. Gene Ontology annotation, cellular component: extracellular region. Bases 66 to 476 code for a protein of 136 amino acids. Gene Ontology annotation, biological process: inflammatory response.
GAAACCCCAAAGGCAAGAGGAAGGGGCAAGGGCGACCUGGGACCCUGGCCCCUGGGCCUCACCACAUGCCACUGGACCUGGUAUCACAGGCGAAGCCAUACACCCGCAUGGAGGAGUAUGAGAGGAACCUUGGGGAGAUGGUGGCGCAGCUGAAGAACAGCUCUGAGCUGGCCAGGAAGAAGUGUGAGGUCAACCUGCAGCUGUGGCUGUCCAACAAGAGGAGUCUAUCACCCUGGGGCUACAGCAUCAACCACGACCCCAGCCGCAUUCCCGUGGACCUGCCGGAGGCGCGGUGCCUGUGCCUGGGCUGUGUGAACCCCUUCACCAUGCAGGAGGACCGCAGCAUGGUGAGCGUACCGGUGUUCAGCCAGGUGCCGGUGCGCCGCCGCCUCUGCCCGUCGCCGCCGCGCACCGGGCCCUGCCGCCAGCGCGCUGUCAUGGAGACCAUCGCUGUGGGCUGCACUUGCAUCUUCUGAGCCCAGCCGGCCGAUCCUGUGCACGCCCAGGCCCAAAGCCAGGCUGGUAGCCG